AUGAAAAACAAGCCCCUUAUUAAGAUAAAUAAUCACAAGAAAAACUACUUUUUUAAAGGAAAUUACCUAACCAGCGUAUAUGACGUAACUGUUGCAUACCCUUGUAAAGAAAUAGUUCAAAACGAGGCGGAAAUGUUAUUUAGAGGAAAACUUUCAAGUCAAGUACAUUAUGCAAUUAGGAGAUUUGAUCAAAAUGAAUUGCCUAAAAUGGGUGAAGAAUUGCAUGAAUGGUUACUUAAAAUUUGGGCAGACAAAGAAGGCCGUUUAAAUGACUUCUAUAACGAAUCAUCAUCUACACGUCGCCAUUUAUUACAACCGGGGAAUGGAUCCACACUAAAUAGAAUCUGGAUAAAAGAUAAUUGGAAGCAGUUGGGGGUUAAAAUUUUUGGGUUUUGUUUUUGGUGUAGUGUUGUGCCUGUUUGGCUGUUCCAUUUGGGAUUUUUACCUUUUAUAGGUUUUAUUUUUCUUUUGCUCAAUUAUUUAUUUAUUUAUUCAAUAUAUGGAGGAUUAGAUGAAAUGAUUCUUUGUCAAUGGGAAAAAUUUAAAAGAAGGAAAAUUGAGAAAGCUUUAAAAAAUAUAGAAAAUGGAGAAAAUUUGUUGGAAAUUAAUUAA
This is a messenger RNA of Meloidogyne enterolobii, 612 nucleotides long. The record is from the annotation of a GenBank genome assembly. Lineage: Eukaryota; Metazoa; Nematoda; Chromadorea; Rhabditida; Meloidogynidae.